AUGCAAUAAUAAUAUUCUAAUAGUACAAUAUAGGAUUUCAAUAUACUUGAGAAAUUGGGAGAAGGCUCAUUCUCUUCUGUGUACAAGGUAUGAUGAGAAUUGAUACCUUUAGGUCUAAAGAAAAUCGGAUGGUCAAUAUUAUGCAAUGAAGAAAGUGAAUAUUUCACAAUAGAGUUUGAAAGAGAGAGAAAAUGCUUUGAAUGAGAUCAGAAUAUUAGCCUCACUAGAUUCUCCCUAUAUAGUAGAAUUUAAGGAUGCUUUUAUUGAUUAAGAUGGAAGAAUUCUCUAUGUUAUUAUGGAGUUUGCAUCUGGUGGAGACCUAAAUCAAAUUUUAAAGCAAGGAAAAUUGUAGGGAGGAGUGUAAGAGAGUGAAAUUUGGAAUAUAUUAACACAGAUCACACUGGGAGUGAAAAUAUUGCAUGACAAUGGCAUUUUACAUAGAGACCUAAAAUCAGCCAAUGUAUUUGUGUCCAAGACUCCUUAAGAAAAUAUUUAUAAGAUAGGAGAUUUAAAUAUCAGUAAGGUAACUCAUGGGGCAAAUGCAAAGACCUAGACAGGAACUCCAUGUAUAGAUAUCAAUGUUUAUAUUAGAUUAUGCUGCACCUGAAAUCUGGAAGGGUGAAUAAUACUCAUGGCCAUGUGAUAUUUGGUCUAUUGGUUGUAUUAUCUAUGAAUUAGCUACAUUUCAACCUCCUUUCAGAGCAGGAGAUCUUUUAUCAUUAAAUAAGAAGAUUUAAGCAGGUUAUUACGAUCCUAUCCCAUCCAAAUAUAGUUAAGAUCUAUCGGAGGUUUUAAAGACUCUUUUACAAGUUGAUCCAAAGACUAGACCCAAUUGUGAUUAAAUUCUUAAGAAUUCAAAGGUCAUUAAGAAUAGUGGAUCUUUAUUAGUGGAAGUGGAGUAGAAUGGUGUAAAGAAAGCCAAAUUAUUAUAAACUAUCAAACUCCCCUUUAACUUAAAGUAAUUGAAAGAUAAUUUACCAAAGCCCAAAUAUGAAAAUAAGAUGAAGAGAUCAAACUCAUAAUAGGGGCUUAAAAUUGAGACCGAUCACCCAAUAUCUCAAUAACCUCUAAUUAACAUGGAAAUAUAAUAAUAAUAAUAAUAAUAAUUAAGAAAAAAAUUGAUCAGUGUCCCAUCCUAAGGCGCUCCAUUAAAAAGCAAACCUCCUUUAGCCAAACCUUAAACAGCCUAAGCAUAAAAAAUUGAAUACCAUCCUUAGACACCAUAAUAUUAAGGAUAGAAAAUAUACCAUCAGGAUCAAAAACAGCAGUAAUUAUAUCUUGUUUAUUAAAGAAAUAAUGCAUAAUAAUAUUGUAAGCCAACUUUUUUGAAGCAAAAUUACGGAAUUCGAGACAAUUCCCCAAGGAAUCAAAACAAUCAUUAUUUACAACAAAGAGUAGGACAAUAGCCUCAAAAUUAUGCGGGAAAGUAAGUACAACAAAAAAGACAGUAUAGUGCAGGAAUUUAUGGAAGAUAAUAAUAAAUAUAUAAAUGA
Messenger RNA from Paramecium octaurelia, 1493 nucleotides. Lineage: Eukaryota; Ciliophora; Oligohymenophorea; Peniculida; Parameciidae. The record is from the annotation of a GenBank genome assembly.